Molecule: messenger RNA, 1659 nt
Organism: Eurytemora carolleeae
Lineage: Eukaryota; Metazoa; Arthropoda; Copepoda; Calanoida; Temoridae
Exons: 4
Coding region: 3-866 (287 amino acids)
Source: RefSeq, a predicted model, not a curated record
UCAUGGUGAUACAAUCAUACAACAAGAUGAUGAUUGCAAACUAUAUCCUACGUCUUCUUCUUCCAGUUGUUCUGUGCGCACUUGUACAAGGACAAGAAGUUGGACAAGGACAGCAGCUGAUAAAAGGACAAACAAGUCUCGAUGAAAGACGAAUAAUUCUUGAUGGAGAAGAGCUAGAGAACCUGGCGUCCUUGCAGCUCAGAAGACAAGGAAAAGGCAAACGCCGAAAAGUCUCAAGAAGAUUUCAUUUUGGUCCGGCACAGCAGUCUGUUCGUGAGGGCCGACAGGUGAAUUCUGUAGAACAAGAUGGCGAACAAGAUGGCGGACAAGAUGGUGGACAAGAUGGCGGACAAGAUGGUGGACAAGAUGGCGUCAUUCUUCCACAGAUAGUUGUUUCCCCACUUCCACCAACUUUAGAAACUGAGCCAACUGAAGAUGUCCCGCCCAGCCAAGAAGAUGUUGAGCUAGUUCUUGAUACUCCACCCUCUACUCAGGCGGAGGCGGUCACACCCUCUCCCAGUAUAAAAGUGGCGAACCGCCCCCCAAAAGUUCUGAAUUUGUCUGGUGACACACCCCCUUGGUGUAAUCCUAAACAUCCAAUGGGAGUCUGGUUACUAUUCAAGGGUGUUAGGAUUGACUGUAGAAGACGUGGAGUCCCAGACUUUGGUGCCUACGGAGGUCUAGGAGCUGAGGAUAGAGCUGAGGCAGGUGUAGAGGAUGCACAGUCUCUAAAAAGUUCUCGGCUACAGGCAGCGGCUUAUAGCUCUCAGCUGGAGCAGGAUUUCUCGCCCAAUUCUGAAAUAUUUGCGGAAUUUAUAGAAUUUAAAAAUGCCGAAGAAGAAGGUUCUACUGAUUUAGAAGCUUAAAUUGCUAUAUUUAAAUAAAUAAUGAAGUAUCCUUUUAAAAUAUUUAUUAAUAAAUAUAAAAUUUCUAUAUACCCCUUUUUCAAAACUGGCCUCCCCCCAUGCUUCUUAAUUGUAACAUUUGAAACGUUGAAGCUUUAUACAAAUAAGAGAAUGAAUACAUGUAAAAACAAAUGGUCUGAGGGGAGUAAGAUACCUCUGUUAGACCAGUAGAAUCAUCCUUUGGUCCUACCUUUGAAAAUGAAUUUCAUUUUGUGGACAAUGGACAUUCAUAGUAAUGCUCUUGUUAAAAAAACGGUCUACUUUAUUGGGAGGAUAUUCUCCUACCUGCUGCUCCACAAGAACUGUUUGGAGAUGCCUCAAAAUUUAGAAACAAUAAACAGGAAAAAUUAGAAGGGAAAACUUUCUGAUGUUAAGCUUUACACUUUCAAUUUUUUCGUUGGUGCAUGAAGACAACAUUAGAAAAGGGGCUAGCAGACAUUCUUCCCUUUAUUUUUUUUACCUUAAGUAAAAUGUUCAAGAAAAUGAGUUGCUGAGUCAUAUAACUCAUGUGCAAACAAUAUAGAGUUUAGAAGAAAGGAAAACAAAUCAGCUCAGCUCAAAUUUAGUUGCUGAAUCAUCCAAUUAUCUAGUGCAAAACAAGAAAGGCACCUUAACAUAAAUAGUUCUAAAACUGGCAGUGUUUAGCAUACUGCGAGGAUAUCUUUAAAAUUCUUUUUUUUUAACUAUUGUAGAUAUGAUUGUAAGAUGUAUCACAAGAAGAAAAGGAAGAACAAGGAAUAUUGAAAUGUCAAAA